Molecule: messenger RNA, 291 nt
Organism: Parnassius apollo (apollo)
Lineage: Eukaryota; Metazoa; Arthropoda; Insecta; Lepidoptera; Papilionidae
Source: the annotation of a GenBank genome assembly
AUGGAUAUUUUAAAUUCCAUAAAAAAAAUUAAACAAAAUCGAGUUCAGGAAAUAAGCAACCCUGCUACUUAUCCAUCAUCAAAUCCACUAUCUAAAUCUAAAGCUAACAAUGAAAGGCAAUAUUACAAGGAAAACAAACAAGACCCAGUGCAAAGACAAAAUCUGCAAACGCCUUUUGUGAUAAAAGCUCCACAGCCAUCUUCAUCCCAGUCAGUGAUUAUUCAUGAUGUUCAAAUCCAUAAACCACCACAAGACAACGACAUCCAAGCUGUGACAGAAGAGAAAGACUAA